GAUCUGCAGAAAAGUUUCCUUUUUUAUAUUGUUUGAUGUUAAUGCGGAUUGUUAAAUUUGAGCUCUGUUUUCGUUUGGUUACUUAUGCAGCAAGCAAUGUCUUGUUCUCAGAGGUUAAAAACAAGUUUUGGGAACAUGUCUGAUAUGAGCGGUCAUCAAGCUGAAAACAAUGACAUCAUGUCCGAGAUUUUUCUCCGGUUGCCACCCGAAACGGUCUACAAGCUGAUUCUAGUAUCAAAGAGAUGGCUUCAGAUAAUCUCCGACCCUUUAUUCCGUCGCACUUACCUAACCAAAUGGAAACCCAAGUCUAACCUCAUAGGCUUCUUCAUCUGCAAGACGAAGAAGUCUGGAAGUUUCAAAUACGAACUUCGUCGCCCUCCCUUUGAGUUUUACCACCCGCUUCGAACUAUCUUAGGCGAUGAAAUCAAAUCGUUGAAGCAGCUUGGACACUACAUUGACUCUUCAAACGGAUUUAUUCUUUGUAUCAACCAACAUCCAAAUCCAAAUGAUUACUACUUGUGGAAUCCGAGCACGGGGAGGCGUCAUCGGAUUCCACAUCAUGAAGUUCACCUUGAAUACCCUUGCACGUCCUUGGUCAUCGAGGAGGAUGGUCCGUUUAGCUACAAGGUGGUCCGCGUGGAAUGUGUAAACAAACCAAGCGCGAAGUUGAAAGUUUAUACCUUUUCAUCUAAAACCAACACUUGGACCUACUCGGAGAUGACUUGUCCCGAGCCUAUGAUUCUCAUUCUAGGAGGAGGAGGGACAGUGAUUGGUGGAUUUGUGUAUUGGUAUGCCACAGGAGGGAGAGUUGCGUUUUACGACACCAACAGUAACGAGAAACGAAUCGGUUUGGUAAAGCUUCCGAAGAUACACGACAACGAGGAACGUGUUCUGACUCAUUCGCCUGAUGGGUGUCUACAAUACGGACGGAGCAGUAAGUCAGUAAUGGAGAUAUGGAAGCUGGGAAAGGUAAACGGUUUGUUUCAGUGGAAGCUUCAACAUAAGGUGAAUUUCAAGGUGGUGUGGAGGUGGUACGAUGUUAAAGCUGAAAGACUUAGUAGUACCCACAACGAGGUUAAAAAGCUGUUCGCAUUCCCAAUCAGGAAUGAGAGUCAAACAUGUUCAUCAAGACCUGGAACAAUAACAGAGGAGGAGGAGGAGCAGGGUGUUCUUUAUGGGACGUCUGCAAUGUCUUGCCAUAGUUUCGACGAUAAUGGUUUUCCUUUCUUUGUCAGUUUUAUAAAAGGAGCUGAUGUCUCUAAGAUCAUAGGGAAAAAACUCAUGCGUCACUACAUGUCUUCCUAGCUAUGAAUCAGUUCGUGUGUUGAGCCUCUGAGAUCAUUUUCUUUUUUCUUUUCCUUUUCCUUUUUUUUGGGUGUCAUAUAAUUUCACUUCUUGAGGAAUUAGAUUCAUUUUUGUUUCAUCAGUGUGAUCAUUAUUGUUCAAA
Molecule: messenger RNA, 1447 nt
Organism: Brassica napus (rape)
Lineage: Eukaryota; Viridiplantae; Streptophyta; Magnoliopsida; Brassicales; Brassicaceae
Product: F-box protein At5g03970-like
Exons: 1
Coding region: 85-1305 (406 amino acids)
Molecular function (GO): protein binding
Source: RefSeq, a predicted model, not a curated record